UCGAAUUAUUUCAUAAUAAUGGAACCACCUAAAGACAAAUGGAAUAUUGUGCUACUCAUAUUUAUUAUACAUGGCAUUGGAACAUUGAUGCCAUGGAAUAUGUUUAUAACGGCAAAGAGUUAUUUCGUUGAUUUGAAAUUAAGCGGAAAUUCAAAUUCAACAAGUGCUUCAAAUUAUGCAGCGAAUUUCUUACAAUAUCAUGGAUUUGCGUCUCAAAUUCCCAAUGUGGUAUUUAAUUGGCUCAAUGUGUUUUUAAAUUUGGGUGGAAAUUUAACGACACGAAUGGCGAUUAGUAUAUUAGUGGAGCUGUGUAUAUUUGUGGUUACAGUUAUUAUGGCCAUGAUUGACUCUUCGAAUUGGCCCGGAGCCUUUUUUUGGAUAACAAUGAUCACAGUAGUCGUCUUAAAUAUGGCUAGCGCUGUUUACCAAAAUACUAUAUUUGGGAUGGUCGCUACAUUUCCCUUUAGAUAUACUGGCGCGGUUAUAUUGGGAUGCAACAUUUGCGGCCUCUUUGUAUCUUUAAUAAGUAUUGGGAGUAAUUAUAUAUUUUCUACAAUUAGAAUUGCUGCCAUUUAUUACUUCAUAACGGCGAUGUUGCUUUUGUUAUUUUGUUUUGAUACAUUCUUCGCAAUACCGCUAAACAAAUUUUUCAUAUAUAAUCAACUUUCUCGAAAAACUGAAGGCAGUGAAAAUGUGAAAACUUCGGAAAUACCUUAUUGGACUAUCUUUAAGACAGCAUCUAUGCAGCUGUUUAAUGUAUUCAUAAUAUUCUUUGUAACCCUAGCGGUUUUUCCUGCCGUAAACUCUGACAUCAAGGCAUCUUCAUCAGAUUUUUUCAUAAAGGAUCCUAUUAUGUAUAUACAAAUUACCUGCUUUUUAACAUUCAAUUUAUUUGCGAUGCUUGGAAGUUUGACUUCAUAUUGGAUUCAAUGGCCUGGGCCGAAAUAUUUGGUCAUACCAGUUACCUUGCGAUUGGUUUUUAUACCGUUAUUCCUGUUUUGCAAUUAUUUACCACUAAACGUCGAGAGAAAACUGCCAGUUAUUAUAAACAAUGAUUGGAUUUACUGGAUUAUUGGUGUUUUAAUGGCAUACACUUCCGGAUAUUACAGUGCUCUGGCGAUGAUGUAUGCACCACAGACAGUUGAACAAAACAACCAGGUCAAAGCUGGAAUGUUCGCCGGUGCGAUGCUCAUAAGUGGGAUUUUUUGUGGAAUUUUGUUUUCAUUCAUAACUCCCUACUUAGUCUAAUAUGAAAUAAAUUGAGAUCUACAUCAUGUAUUAACUUUUUACGGAAAUUAAAAAUUUACAGUUACGAACCUAGAUUUCCGGCCUAUACUAAUAUAUGUACUUAUAUAUAUACUAAUUGUCCAUAGCAAAGAUAAAAUCUAAAAAAUAAAGUAUGUGGUUUUAUUUUAAAUCUGUUAAAUUUAUUUUAAUUAAAUGCAAAAUUACGAGAUACCAUAGUUAUUAAAAAAAUUCGUAUUGCAACCCUGUUUCACGUGAGUAGUCAUUAUAGAUUAAAAAGCAAAGUGUGGCAUAGCGCCUACUCGCUCUGCUGGCGAGAGAAUAAAAAUGUACGAAAUACCUCUCACGUGCUUCACCACUUGCACGCUCUUUAUUACACUUAGCAUGUGAAUGUGUACGCAAUACCCCUCUUAUCCUCACUAUUUCUAUCAAGAAUAUAAACUACUUUCCAUGUAAUAAGCUCAAAUUCAAGCAAGUAUUUGAAUGAUUACUUUUUUAUAGUUUUCCUUUGUUAGUUUGGCUUUCGGUGCUUACGUUUUAUAGGUAUAUUGUUCAAAAGCUGAAUAUACUAUGGUCACGCGCAGUUUGAAGGGAAAAUUUUUAGUGUUACACACACACUACUGUAUCUCGUUAAAUGCGCGUGUGACAUUUUCUCCUUUUCAGCGCACCCUUGCCCCAACCUUCUGAAUGAUUUGGUCAUAUGACCGCUAGUUUAAUCAUGCAUAUGCAACAACUAUAAUCUUAUACCCGUGCUAUAACAUUUGUGUGAGUAGUUUGGCUAUAUAUUAACUGUUCCCAGCGAAAGUGACAACUGGUAUAUAAUUGAAAAACCAGCAAGCACUACGAGUUGAACAACUCAACAGCGGAGUUUAGCGUUCAGUGAAGAAAUUGAAAUCACUCACAGUGUUGUCAGCGACCGAACCGACCAGUGCUUGUUCGAACUCCUACGCUCUAGCAGCAAGUUACCAGUCAAGACCCAAGAAAGGCCUAAAGCUAACCACAAGUUAGUCAAGUGAGUGUUGGAAAUGUGCAAUCUGUGUUACAAGUUGAAAAAAUAUAUAUGACAUACGGUCUGCUUAGUGUGUUGAAGUUGUAGAAAAAAGUGAAGGGAGGGAAAUUAUAGCUGAAUUGAAUUUGUACUGUUUGCUGAAACGAUUUUGAGAAAUAUCAAGUAGACAAUAGUCGAUUCACUUUAAACAUCCCCAGGGGAAAUUGGAAAGAAUACGCAAUAACAGAACGCUCUGAGGCAGAGGCAGAAAAAUUGCCACGACAUUUGCUGAAACACAAGGCAAAAGAAAGUGGGAAAAGGAGCUUCUCUGAUUUGACAAGUGAGCACCAAAAGUAGUGACUUUGCGAAUGUGAUAUAAAUAAAUAGAAAAACUUACAAAACACCCCGCACAUACACAACAAAACAGAAUCAUGUCUGAUGCACAGAGCGAUAACCCAAUCUACGGACCCUUCUUUGGAGUCAUGGGAGCAGCCUCAGCCAUCAUUUUCAGUGCUCUGGGAGCCGCCUAUGGUACCGCUAAAUCAGGAACUGGUAUCGCUGCCAUGUCAGUAAUGCGACCAGAAUUGAUCAUGAAAUCUAUCAUUCCCGUUGUCAUGGCUGGUAUUAUUGCCAUUUACGGUUUGGUCGUAGCUGUCCUUAUUGCUGGUGCUUUGGAUGAGCCCCUAAGUUACUCACUGUACAAGGGUUUCAUUCAUUUGGGUGCCGGUUUGUCGGUAGGUUUCUCUGGUUUAGCGGCAGGUUUUGCGAUCGGUAUUGUUGGUGAUGCUGGUGUAAGAGGUACAGCACAGCAGCCGCGUCUCUUCGUCGGUAUGAUUUUGAUUCUCAUUUUCGCUGAAGUAUUGGGUCUGUACGGUCUUAUUGUUGCCAUUUACUUGUACACAAAAUAAAUUAAUACAACAAUUACAACCACAAAUCCAACAUCCACAUCAACUAAAAACAAAAAUAUGCAACAAAAAAAAAAUCAACCAACCAAACAAUCAUUAAAAUGCAACAAGCAACAUCCAUUAAAGAAAUUUGUAAUAAUAUAAACGCAGCAACAACCAAACAAAGCCAAGACGAGAAGAAUCCGCGACAAGUAUUACAGUAAAAGUAGCUGGCAAACAAUGGUGAAAACAGCAGCAGCAGCAGCAGCAGAUCUCAAGCAGUGCCGCAAUUGGUUGUAAAAAGGCCAAAAUGAAAAUAAAGUUCCACGUAUGGCUGAUUUUUAGUAUUGAAAUAUUCAUAACGUCGAAGAAAGGAAGAGACAAACGAAUUGUUGCGAGACAGUAUUGCUUUACAAAAUGUCACAACAUUCUGUAGUUGCCACGAGCCGCAGACAAUUUCGUCAUAUGUAUGUCUAUAUAUAUAUAUGUAUAACCCAGCUUUAUUCUAUUUAUGUUACGUUACUUUAUGAUUUUAAUUUAUUUUUGGGGAACUAAGACCAUUAUCAACAACCAAAACAAAAAAUUACAACAAUUUAUAUUUGUAUAUACAUAAAGUAACCAAGUGUUAAACUAAAAAGAAAGUCUGGGUUUCUUUUUUCGCCGUGAAUGCAAUGGGAAUAAAGUUACUACGGAAAUGUUAUUUAUAUUUCAACACUUACAACCGCGGUUGCACCAAAGAGCUAACGAUCGCAACAAACGUCGCUGCCAAUGUUUUUUUUUUUUUUGUUUUUUAUGUUUAGUUACCGUAUUUCGUUAAAACAUAUUUUUGCUGUGAGUUGAAAAAUUGCUUCCUCUUGUCACGUGUUUAUGCGUUUAUAUUACUAGCGAUUUUCUUAUUCGUUAAUGUUUUUUCUGAUAUUUCCUUUUUGUUUCUGUGUAAUUAUAAUUAUAAAUAUUUUUCAACAACGUUUAUUGUUGUUGUUUAAAGAAAAACUUGCGUAUUCAAAGUAGAAAAUGAAAAUAUAAAUACUACAACCAAAAGCAGUAAAAGUUAAAAAGCAAACGGGAAUGGAAACAACCAACCAACCAACAAACUUAUUAAAUAAAAUGUACAUGUAAAUUUAAAUUUAAAAUUAAUAUUAAAUUUAAUUAAAUUUAAAUAAAGAAAACAAAGAAACAGUAUAUAGUUAAAAAAUAUUAAAUAAUUAGUGAGAAACCACCAACAAAGCAACAACAAAGACAACCAUCAAAUGAACAAAAACCACCACCAAAAACAACAAAAUGAGAACAGCAUGCAAAGAACUGAAUGUGAAUCACUUUCGAAAACCGCCUUCGGUAAAAGUGAGACGUCGCGGCUAAUGUGGAUUGAACCGCAAUUUUUCAUUGCACUUCUGCUAAACGUAGCUGUUUAGUUCAACUUUCGAAGAUACAUGUAUAUUCUUCACUACUCCCCUCUGGGCGCUUGCGUGCUACGCAUAUGAACAAUACACACACACACACACACAUCGAGGAACUGAUUGUUAACGGCAAUCAUUUGCGCCCAAUAAAAUUCAACACCACCGCUUCAAGCCUACUUUUAGGCGUUAUAAUUUUUCAAACGAUUUAUUUUCUACGCCACACGUCCGCAUUCACGGUUCGCAUUGUUUUUGUUGCAUUGCUUGAAGGAAAAGACCAAAUUGUUGAAAACAAAAAUGACAGCUCUUUAAAAUGAACGCAAACAUAAUGCGAAAUGAGUUGGUUAAAACAACAAAUAGUUCACUGAAAGGGAAACACACACAUCCACGCAAAAUGAAGGAAUGGUUGAAACAACAUCGAUUAAUACAAAACAUCCGAUCACAUACCAACUCACACAACACACACACUGUAACUAAGUCCCUAUAUAUAUGUGUUUAUUUUUAAUUAUUGUUCAAUUUGUAAGAACUAUUAUUAAUAAUAAUUAUAAUAUAUUUCUUUUUUUUUUGUGAUAAGCUUAAAAGAAAGUUGCUUAUGAAACAUUUGAAAUUUCGCAGCGAAUACAUAAAAACUACUAAAUGGUAUUUAUAUAUGUAUAACUAUAUCUAUAAAUACUUAAUAUACAUACAUACAUACAUAACACAUAAUAUAGAUAUAUAUAUAUAAUUAUUAAAAAUAAUUAAUUUACAUACUAUACAUAUUUAAACCAAAUGGAAGUGCGAAAGCGCUGAAAUUGUUACAAAAGCUAAAAAAUUUACAAAACAAAAAACGAAAAACAAAAUGAUACAGGUGUAUGUGGCGUAGCAUUUAAGCAAAACAAAAAGAAAAAACAAAAAAAACCGUUAGAAGUUGAUGCAAUACGAAACAAAGGCAGAGUUGAAGUAUGUGUGCAGUUUGAAAGCUAAACGACAAGUAAACUAUGACCUAGUGGCUCACAUACAUACACUACUGCAAAUCACUUCCCGUCAGGCACUCACAUAUUGGAUAUUUCUCUACUUUGCCAAAAGUAAAAAAAUAUUCGCUGUGCAAUGCAACCACACUAAACAUCCACAUUAUUUCCUCUGUUAUGUAUAGAAAUGCAAAUAAUUAUAUAUAUAUAUAUACGAAAUUAUAAAAAGUAAAAAAAUAUUAUGUAAAAUCUUAUAACAUAUAAAAAUAACAAAUAUGUGCGUAUUUAGUAAAAUUUCGCUGAAGAAGAUAAAAUGUUAAAUAAGCGGUAGUCGAAAUCGAAAAGUAGACGCUAGAGCGUUGAAAGUCGAAGAUGUAGUAGAAGAAAUGAAUUGAGGAAGUAACAAAAAUGUAAAACAAAAAUGUGAAAAAUCAACAAAAAAAA
Bactrocera oleae (olive fruit fly) is the source of this 5902-nucleotide messenger RNA. It is a transcript of the gene Vha16-1, whose product is annotated as Vacuolar H[+] ATPase 16kD subunit 1. Gene Ontology annotation, molecular function: proton-transporting ATPase activity, rotational mechanism. Gene Ontology annotation, cellular component: membrane; proton-transporting V-type ATPase, V0 domain. Lineage: Eukaryota; Metazoa; Arthropoda; Insecta; Diptera; Tephritidae. Gene Ontology annotation, biological process: proton transmembrane transport. The record is from RefSeq and is a predicted model, not a curated record.